Fukomys damarensis (Damara mole-rat) is the source of this 791-nucleotide messenger RNA. Its product is annotated as keratin-associated protein 4-4-like. Bases 57 to 791 code for a protein of 244 amino acids. The record is from RefSeq and is a predicted model, not a curated record. Lineage: Eukaryota; Metazoa; Chordata; Mammalia; Rodentia; Bathyergidae. Gene Ontology annotation, cellular component: keratin filament. The transcript is spliced from 3 exons.
UUAAGUCCAGGAAAUGAGAUAGAUGGUAGUAGCCUGGCCCACUAUUUUUGGUUACAAUGGACCACACUGAUGGGUUCUUGCCUUGCCUUUCAUGCCAACAUUCUGUACUUCUGAGACGUCGUUGUCUGGUGAACUGGAUAAAUAGCAACAAGGAAGAGCUCCCACAGCAGGACGUAAAAGGAGAUCUGGGCAAGGAGAUUUCCAGAUUCAAGAAAUACACUCAUUUGGAAACCCACCCAGCACCUCCAACCUCCGACACCAUGGUCAGUUCCUUCUGUGGCUCCGUCUGCUCCAAGCAGGGCUGUGGCCAGGAGAGCUGCUGCCAGCCCAGCUGCUGCCAGACCACCUGCUGCAGGACCACCUGCUGCCGCCCCAGCUGCUGUGUGUCCAGCUGUUGUGGCUCCGUCUGCUACAAGCAGGGCUGUGGCCAGGAGAGCUGCUGCCAGACCACCUGCUGCUGCCCCAGCUGCUGUAGGCCCCAGUGCUGCCAGCCCAGCUGCUGCAGGCCCCAGUGCUGCAUCUCCAGCUGCUGCCAACCCACCUGCUGCAGGCCCCAGUGCUGCAUCUCCAGCUGCUGCCACCCUAGCUGCUGUACUUCCAGCUGCUGCAGGCCCCAGUGCUGCCAGCCCAGCUGCUGUAUUUCUAGCUGCUGCCGCCCCAGCUGCUGUGUGUCCAGCUGCUGCAGGCCCACCUGCUGCCAAACCACCUGCUGUGAGACCACCUGCUGCCACCCCAGCUGUUGUGUGUCCAGCUGCUGCCGCCCCAGCUGCUCAAGCUCUUCUUGCUGCUGA